GCGACGGUCGGCCUUUGAGCUGUCGACCUUUUUGACUCACCCGUUAAUACUAAUCCCACAGGUAUCUUCAGGGCUCUCUGUUUAGGAGACCCAUCACAGCUUGCAGGCAAGCCAUGGAACCGCACAACCUGGAGGCGGCGUCAACGUACAUCAACAAUGUUCUUCUGGCCCGGGGUCUGCUGAAAGGUGGCACCCCGAUUGAUUUCGCGCACCCGGAAUGUGACGAGGGAGGAGCUGAUGCUACUAUGGCGAGAAUCAUAAACUUGAUGAAUGAUUUGGUCUUGAGAAGAGAUCGCGAAGCGGACCAUCGAGAGAGCCUGGCCACCACAAUCCGGACACUCCGUGGCAAUGAAUCCCAGCAGACGCUUGAAAUAGCCAGACUGAGGACAAAGACCUCCGAAUUGACGCGAUCGGUUGCUCUGGCCGAGGCUCAGGAUCGCGCCUCGAAAACCAAUCUAUCGAACGCAGAGGGUACAAUCAGGGGACUGAAGGAACAGGUGCAGCGCAUGAAGACCAACAUCCAGCAGAUCCGAGGACAAUGCGCCAACGACAUCCGCAAGCGUGACUUGGAAAUGCAAAAGUUGAAAUCGCAUCUGGCUGAGCGCCAGCGAGGAAAACGGGAAGGCCUAGGUGUGACCACCAUCAACAUUAAUCCGGCAACCGACCGAGGAUACAAAACCAGAUCUCUAGCAGGUGGCGAGGGCGUUCAUCAUCCGGGAUAUAGUCUGAAGGAGGAAACCAAUGACUUUUUGACGGAAUUAUGCCAGAACCUUAGCGACGAGAACGACACGCUGAUCGUGCUGGCGCGCAACACUGUCCAGAUGCUGAAGGAUCUACAGGGAAUCACCCAGGUAGAGGAGGAUGGGGAAGAAGUCGUGAACGGCGUGGCAAGUUUUGGAACACAUAAAUCAUCGCGUGGGCCUGUCACUACGCUUCCUACAUCCUGCGAAGACUUAUCUGGCCAGAUGGACAUGGUUUUGGAUCAUCUACGAACAUUGCUCACCAACCCAUCGUUUGUGCCCCUCGAAGAGGUCGAAGUGCGUGAUGACGAAAUCAAGAGGCUUCGUGAGGGCUGGGAGAAGAUGGAGGCUCGAUGGAGACAGGCGGUUACGAUGAUGGAUGGCUGGCAUAAGCGUAUCGCCGACGGAGGGGACUCGAUCCAUAUUGAGGAACUGAAAAUGGGAAUGGGGCUUGAUUCCAGCACUGGCGCCGACAGAGAUGCUGAAACAGACGGUGAAGUCGGGACCAGCAUGGACCAACCUAUCUUUGAAGACCGAGAAGCGGAGGAAGAAGAGGAGCAGCAACAGCAGGAAGAGAAGGUGACGGAGCGAGAAUCAAGAAGCCGCCCUGAACCAGAAACCGCUUCGAAUGACCCCCCGCAACGUACCAGUGAGCGGACAACACGAAGGCCUCCCAGCCGAGCACUCAAAGAGCGAAGUGACAAUAUCAGACCCACCAGUCGGUUGUCACGAAAGGUCUCCUUUACACCUGGUCUGCAGGGCUCUCCUUGCGAACCCAGCGGUGAGGAUGACACUACUUUGCAGGCCAAAGCACACGCAUCCCAGGCUAUGACUCGAAGACCACUGAGGAGAAGACUAGAGUCCAAGGCAUCUCAACCGGGUUCCAACGGCCGGCUGAGUGUUUCUGAAAAACUGGCAGCUGCAGAGACUGAGGCUCGAGCAGCAGAGCAAGCACGGAAAGAAAGUGAGACCCGGAAGAGAAGUCGAGGCGGCGCGAAAGGCCCAUCCUCCAACCGAGGCACUAGGCGACGAAGCACAUUGACCCAUGGCGAGCUCGAUGAGCUGAUGGGGAUCCACAUAAUGUCCUCAACACUAGCAGAGACCUUCAAAGGAUGGGUCGCACACGACGCAACCAAUCCUUUAACCUUCACUACCUUUGAACCCAAGCCCUUCACCGACACAGACAUUGAGAUCAAAGUAUCCCACUGUGGCAUCUGCGGGACAGAUGUCCACACCCUGCGAUCUGGCUGGGGACCAGCAGACUAUCCCUGCGUCGUUGGCCAUGAAAUCAUCGGCACAGUCGUUCGUGUCGGCUCUGGCGUCGCCAAUCUUGCAUCUUCGCCCGCAUCGCGAGAUAUCAAACUCGGGGAUCGUGUCGGUGUUGGCGCACAGAGCAUGUCCUGUCUGCGACCCGACUGUGACGCCUGUGCCGACGGACAGGAGAAUUACUGCUCGCGUAUGACGCCCACAUACAAUGGGCGCUACGCCGACAAGAAAAGCAAAUCGUACGGUGGAUUUGCGACUCUCUGGCGUGGCCCAGCGCAUUUCGUCUUCAAAAUCCCAGACUCUCUGCCGUCGGCGGAGGCAGCUCCAUUGCUGUGCGGUGGUGUCACUGUUUUCGCACCUCUGCUGAAACACGGCGCCGGGCCGGGUAAAUCUGUUGGCAUUGUCGGAAUCGGGGGUCUAGGACAUCUCGGGAUCUUGUUCGCCAAAGCAUUAAACUGCGAUCGGGUGGUGGCUAUCUCUCGUUCGUCAAGCAAACGUAAGGACGCGAUCGAGGGGUUGGGCGCAGACGCAUUCAUCGCCACGGGCGAAGAGAAAAAUUGGGCUCGUACGCAUUCAAGAUCUCUCGAUGUGAUCAUUAGCACCGUUUCAUCGCCCGAUAUGCCUUUGACGCAGUACCUGCGUCUGCUCAAGUUGGAUGGGACAUUUGUGCAAGUCGGGGCACCGGAGGAGCCGCUCCCACGACUCCCAGCUUGGUCGUUAAUCUCGAAGGGGGUCAAGGUGACUGGGUCAAAUAUAGGGUCCCCUGAAGAUAUCAGGAAGAUGCUUCAGUUGGCUGGUGAGAAGCGGGUUCUGCCAUGGAUCCAGCAACGGCCUAUGGAUGAUGUGAAUGCCGCCUUGGCGGAUAUGCACGAUGGAAAGGCGAGAUAUCGAUAUGUCUUGGUCAAUGACGCGAAGCAGGCGAAGCUGUGA
This is a messenger RNA of Aspergillus wentii DTO 134E9, 2936 nucleotides long. RefSeq lists its product as uncharacterized. Lineage: Eukaryota; Fungi; Ascomycota; Eurotiomycetes; Eurotiales; Aspergillaceae. Gene Ontology annotation, biological process: alcohol metabolic process. Gene Ontology annotation, molecular function: zinc ion binding; alcohol dehydrogenase (NADP+) activity. The transcript has 5 exons. Bases 114 to 2936 code for a protein of 940 amino acids. The record is from RefSeq and is a predicted model, not a curated record.